UUGAAUGCAUUCUGCCAGGAAAUAAUUAGGCGGAUCAGCACCUCGGAGAGCGAAGCGAAGAUUUACUUGUAACGCAACAACGACACCACGUGGCGACAGGACAUGUGCCUCUUCGUAGCACGUGACGUGUCUACGGAUUUUAAAUUAAACGUAGAGUUUCAAUUUUCAAGCUUGUGGCAGUCAAAAUUAACCAUCGGAGAAUCAUUUGACACACACGUCAAUCACGUGACGUCAAUUUGAAGUGACGCCUCCAUAAAUGAAGGCAGCGCUGACGUCACAGUGUUUCACGCGUAUGCGGUGUUUGACGGAAAGAAGGACGGCGACUGCAGUCAUCACACAUAUACUGAGAAACAACCAUGAAGAGGAUCUCAAAUAAUUUUAAUUUAAUCUACCUACACACAAAAAUAACACGUUAAGAUGUUUAUUUUGGUAUGAGUACAAUGAUGAAAUAAGACCAAAAACCCACGGUUGUACCUAAUUCUGUUCGUUGGCACUCGAACGACAUACAAAUAAUGAAACAAAUGUGCUCGCCGUAUUCACCAUCUUAGGUAGAUCAUUUCUACACUCCGUUUUAUUGUGAAAUGUAUACCGGAAGUUGUGUAUGGUUCACCGCAGGGUAGCUUGACGCUUGUCAUGUCGACGUCGCUGCCGUGGAAACCACAACCGAGCAGUCUAGCGGCAGUCGAUCUUCCAUCAGUCCGCACGUCCAUCCACUGAUUCCCCCAAAAACAUGGACGCCGCCAACUGAGUGGAGGAGACGAGCAGAAUCGUCGGAAGGCUUGAGAAGGAAGCAUCAGCGAAAAGCCAGGCGGCCAGCAUGCCGCUGGUGAAGAGAAGCAUCGAGCCGAGGCACCUGUGCCGCGGAGCGCUGCCGCACGGUGUGACCAGCGAGCUGGAAUGUGUCACCAACAGCACGCUCGCCGCCAUCAUCAAGCAGCUGGGAGGCCUCAGUCGCCACGCCGAGGACAUUUUCGGCGAGCUCUUCAAUGAAGCGAACAGCUUCUACCUGAGGAUGAGCAGCCUGCAGGAACGCGUCGACCAACUCGCGGUCAAAGUCACUCAGCUCGACUCCACGGUGGAAGAAGUGUCCCUGCAGGACAUCAACAUGAGGAAGGCCUUCAAGAGCAGUACCAUCCAAGACCAGCAGGUGGUAUCCAGGACGUCGGUGCCCAACCCGGUGGUGGAGAUGUACCGUCGCUGUGACAAACCUCCUCCGCUCAACAUCCUCAGCCCCUACAGAGACGACAAGAAGGACGCGCUCAAGUUCUACACGGACUCGUCCUACUUCUUCAACUUGUGGAAGGAGAAGAUGCUGCAGGCCACCGAGGACAAGCGCAAGGAGAAGAGGCGACAGAAAGGCUGUCCGGCCCAUCCAGACAGGUCCCACUCCAGACAGGCCCCACCCAGGAGCCCCCUGUCCAUCUCUCAGGAGCAGCAGAGGCAGGUGGAUGACCCGGGCCGAGAAGUGAAAAAGGUGCGCAAGGCUCGUAACCGCCGCCAGGAGUGGAAUGUCCUGGCCUACGACAAGGAGUUCCGACCCGAUGCCAGGCUCACGCCCUCCCCUUACCAUGGCACGUCCCCCGAGGGCUCCUUGUCCCCGGAUAGCAGGUCCGCGGCAUCCGACUCGUACCCCGCCAGUCCCAGCCACCCCUCGACGCAGGCCUCCGCCACAGACCGCCACAACAGGGACCACUCGGGUGCGGCCGCCCAGACCCAGUCUCUGGAUCGGGGGCUCAGGCCGGCCAACCAGCCAGCAGGAGGGGUGGGGGCGGCCGGGCGCCACGCCGCCUCCCUGGGCCGCACCCCGUCGGGUCAGGUGAGCCAGGCGGCUGGCGAUCUGACCGUCAACGGGCCCAGGCAACCCCCCCUCAAGGAUUACCGCACCGGCCACGGCGGCGGCCAGCCCUCCACGAUUCCGGAGUACUACAUCCCACCGGCGCCCCCGCCGCCUCCCCCGACCAUCCCCUCCGCUCAGACCGCCUUCGACCACACGCCGGGCCCGCCCUGCGGCGCCACCUCCGCCGUGCUCCCCGCCUCCUCCGCCCUCUCCCGUCCCUACUCGCCCUCCCCUCCUCCGCCCCCCGUCAACUAUGUCCCUUCUCCCGCCCACCCUCCUUCCGGGGCGCCGCCAGCCGCUCCGCCGCCCCCUCCGCCCGGUGGCUCCAUGGCGCACCCCUCGCCAACGCGCACCGCUGUGGGUCAGGCGGCGACGGAUGCCCCGCCCUCCGCCAGGAAGGGCGCCGUGCUGGGCAUGAUCCCCAUGAGCGACGCCCGCUCCGACCUGCUGGCCGCCAUCCGAAGAGGUAUCCAGCUGAGGAAGGUGCAGGAGCAGAGGGAGCAGGAGGCCAAGCGCGAGCCGGUCGGCAACGAUGUGGCCACCAUCUUGUCCCGACGCAUCGCCGUGGAGUACAGCGAGUCCGACGACGACUCCGAGCUGGAUGAGAACGAGUGGUCCGACUAAAAAUCCGUUUUGCUUCGGUGAGGCGCCGCGCACGUUGUCGACAGGUUUUCUCCUUCAAAUGCCAACCGUUCAAAAGUUUGAACUCAUGUUUUGCAGGGGGGCGAUGAAAAGCAGGUUGUUUUCUUCAAUGCAGAUAAUAUUAAAUAGAUUGGGCCCCACCAUACCUGUGGUUAGCCACCCGAGAAUUCACAUAUCAGUCAAUGUAUUAUUAUUUUUUUGGUUCGCUAUUAGUUUUUCCACCUCCAUUUCCGCUGCCCCAACACGUUAUCCCUGUUUUUUUUAAAUAAUCUGAGAAAUUCAGAAUGUUUUUUUUCCCCCCAAUGCAUAUAAAUGGGUCACAAUUGUACGCUGAUUACCGCCAAGCUCAUAUCAGUGCUUUUUUUUCAAAGAUCAUUUCUUGUUCCCCGGAGUCCAAAAUGCUUCCUCUUUUCCAACAGUUUGUUUUCAGGGAAAUCUUGAAAUUGUCCGGGUGGCCCCAAACUUUUGAACAGUGUAUAUUAUGUUAUUAUGAUUGAACACACCUUAUGGAAAGGGGAAACGCGGGUUGGCCCUGACAACACCCGUCUUCCCAACAAAACAAAUAUUUUGCCGUCCAUCCAGCUUGGAAUUGACAGCACGGUUGCGGGUGUUUGCACGUCAGCAAAAGGAACAGUAACCCCAUGUGAGCACUUUUCCAUUUACACUUAACUAAACUCUUCACCAAGUGUACAGCGCCUGUCACGUGAAGCCAGUCACGCGUGCAUCGACGCAUUCAGACGUUUGUUGACGUUGCAAAGCGGCGAUUUACCGACGGCAAUUGGCCAAUUCUAUUGGCUGUCUCACCGCCAUCCGUUUUGACUUCUCGUUUACUUGGGAGCCCCCUGGCGGUGAGAAAGUAUUACAGUAAAACAACGUGAACAUUUGUACAGUGACUUUGUUGUAAGUUGUUUUGUCUUUUCUGUUGUAUGAAAUAACAAGUUGAACAAAGUUCAAGUGAGCAGUUGUGUUAUUGUGAAUUGAAAGCGGUAAAAAGAAGAAAGAAAACAUUUGCGUUUUUCAUGCAAAGUGACCAAGAUUUCAACUAAGUGACAAAAGCUCCCAAAGUCUCUUCGGGUGGCAACGAGUGAUGACGUCACCGACGAAGCCAUCCUUUAGACUCCGCGAGAGCGAGUUCGGACCGAACUUCAAAUUGCCUUUUUGGUCUCUCGUACUCAAUCCAAAGCUGUGAACGUUUGCGGAACUUGUAAAGGCUGCGACACUCGACGGGGCACACGCUCGACCUAAUGUGAGCAUUGUGGAGGUUUGGUUGUCUGCACUCUCACCACAUGUACAGCAUUUUUUUUUUUAGUAAACGGCGUCAUCACUUAGCUCUCGCUUGACUGCUUUGUUGAAAUGUGCUGCUGUGAGUCAUCUGCUUUGAUUGACUGUAGUAUUAUUUCAUACUUUCUUUUUAGGCCAAGACUGAAAACAUUGUGCUUUGUAAAACGGUGAAAUCAUUGACGGAUUUGCUUCUUUUCAACUGCAAAUGUGAUAAUAGGUUCCUGUUAAAUAAACAGAAGACGCACAGUUCUUGAAAAGGACUCAACUUAAAGAUGUGUGGAAUUAAAUGGACUGUUGAGUGAUACUCUUUGAGCUAAAUAGUUCGAUGGCUGUAUUGCCGAGAAAAAGUUUGACGGGCUUGUCAAGUUUUCAGCCUUGUCGCUGUACGCGUCUAUUGGGUAGAUGCUGCAGUAAGAUUAUUCUUAAUCAUUCAGAGAAAUUUGCUGUAAGCAAGUAUGCAUGCAUCUAUAGACAAUAAAUACUCAACUUGAUGUCUUCA
Messenger RNA from Hippocampus zosterae (dwarf seahorse), 4259 nucleotides. RefSeq lists its product as uncharacterized. The record is from RefSeq and is a predicted model, not a curated record. Lineage: Eukaryota; Metazoa; Chordata; Actinopteri; Syngnathiformes; Syngnathidae. Gene Ontology annotation, molecular function: protein kinase A regulatory subunit binding; actin binding; Arp2/3 complex binding. Gene Ontology annotation, biological process: actin cytoskeleton organization; positive regulation of Arp2/3 complex-mediated actin nucleation. The transcript is spliced from 11 exons. The coding region runs from base 818 to 2461 and encodes 547 amino acids. Gene Ontology annotation, cellular component: cytoskeleton.